AUGCAGGGCCAAUAUAUCGGUCCUGCGUCAGGUGUAUCUUUCCUUCUGAGGAUCCAAAAUCGUCUUCGACAGGCUAUUUCAAUCUCGAAGGCAAGCAGCAUAUUUACAUUCGGUGAUGCACCUCUACAGGUUCCGGAAUCUGACCCAUCCUUCUGUAUGAUGCUGCCGAGAGCGGACGCUCAGCGCCUUGUGGAUCGUUAUUUUGAUUUUGCAAUGCCUACUUAUCGGUUCUUGCACAGGCCUACUCUUCAGUCCUAUUUUGAUGAGUUUUAUGAUACACUCGGUAUAAUGGAAGAUACGCAAAACGCGUCCGCAAAGAUUGCCUUGCUCUUUAUGGUCUUUGCCCAGGCAAGAGUAUACAUGCCAGACAACGACCGACCCGGUCCGCCGGAUUUGAGAAAUCGGCCUCCCGAUGCUGUGACUGGGCUAGGUCGUGUCGAAUCAGAAUGUCGUCGGCGGACCUUUUGGUGUGCCUACACAUUAGAUGCCUACCUGAGUGCGGCACUAGGAAGACCUCGCACAUUCCACGAUAAUGACAUCGACAGCGAGCUUCCAGCAUGUGUCGAGGAUGAGGAUCUGAUGAACGAGGGCACCGAUAAUUUUGCAAAUCAUAACAAAGGCCCAUCAGCAAUGCUGGCUGCAAUUGCACAUAUGAAACCAUUCGUAUUGAGUACCCUUGCACGACUCUCGCAAAAUGGCAGAGAUAAUGCUAUGCAGGAGGACGCUCAAACGGGGAAAAAUCUGAAAGAGUGCGUUGACGCUGCAAUGAAUACAGUCAAUACAAUCAGCGAAAUUACGGAAAGCCGACAACUCUUCCGAGCAUUUUGGGUUUGUUUGCAGUGGCACGUGUUUCAAAGUGCUCCGCUAAUUGAAAUUCAGAUCACGGCCUAUUUUGCUUUCAAUGCUACCAUUAUGCUCUAUAUUCAUGUGAUACAACAAUGUGCGUCACCGUCGGAGUUCUACGUCAAAUACUUCUCGGCUGCCUCUCGAUGCCAAUCCCAUAUUGCAGCAAUUGCUGAGAAGGGGUCACUAUCGGAGCGCUAUUGUUUAGUACUCGAGGAACUUCGUGUCGAGGCCAUGCGUCAAAUGAAGCAUGCACACCUAAACGACACGUUGACCUCUUCAAUAGAUGACCAGGAGGCCGGAAAUCUGUUUCAGUGCCAGUUUAAUUCAACAGGACAAAGCCCCGCUGCUUCAUUUAACUUAACAGAGUUUGGUCAAGAUCUCGCGAUAGAUCUAGAUGGUAACAUCCCUGCCCUUCAAUUUCCUAAUUACUCAGGGUGGGAACAGUUCACCUCUUUGCUUUCGUCUGGGUUAGGAAAUAUGGACGGUUUCAUCAGCUACGAUCAAUGA
Penicillium cosmopolitanum is the source of this 1353-nucleotide messenger RNA. Its product is annotated as fungal specific transcription factor domain-containing protein. The transcript has 3 exons. Gene Ontology annotation, molecular function: zinc ion binding; sequence-specific DNA binding. Gene Ontology annotation, biological process: positive regulation of transcription by RNA polymerase II; DNA-templated transcription. The record is from RefSeq and is a predicted model, not a curated record. NCBI's taxonomy places the organism in Eukaryota, Fungi, Ascomycota, Eurotiomycetes, Eurotiales, Aspergillaceae. Gene Ontology annotation, cellular component: nucleus. The coding region runs from base 1 to 1353 and encodes 450 amino acids.